Messenger RNA from Aplosporella prunicola CBS 121167, 305 nucleotides. RefSeq lists its product as uncharacterized. The record is from RefSeq and is a predicted model, not a curated record. NCBI's taxonomy places the organism in Eukaryota, Fungi, Ascomycota, Dothideomycetes, Botryosphaeriales, Aplosporellaceae. The transcript has 2 exons. Bases 27 to 305 code for a protein of 92 amino acids.
CGGGCACGCUGCUGCAGGGCCUCACAAUGCCUUACGACCUUGCUGCUCCGCCUGAGGGCAAUCACCCCUCUGCUGACACUGCUUACGACUUUGCAACGGCCUUCGGGCUGGCCUAUAGUUAUGCUAUUCGCAAAAACAGAUCCAACUACACCAAGCGCUCUAAAAUCUUGAAGAAGAUCACUCCUGGAGUCUUCGUUACUGACUGCGAGUUGGUACUGAAGAACGCCCUCCGCAAGCACUACGAGCACGUCUCGCAGCUGAUAUAUAUGUGGCAUAUUGCUAAGAAUGUCGGUAUUAAGAUUUAG